Messenger RNA from Drosophila elegans, 803 nucleotides. RefSeq lists its product as uncharacterized. The record is from RefSeq and is a predicted model, not a curated record. NCBI's taxonomy places the organism in Eukaryota, Metazoa, Arthropoda, Insecta, Diptera, Drosophilidae. The coding region runs from base 1 to 510 and encodes 169 amino acids. The transcript is spliced from 4 exons.
AUGUGGAAGAUCUGGAUGAUUUUAACCUCUCAUGUCAGCUUCACCAAUCUGAAGUGCGAUAUGAUCGACAGAAAAUUUGGAAGCUUUGAAAUAUGUCACAUAAAAGCAGUGAAUCGAACGCAUAAAUACAUAAAUGUUCAUGUGAAGCUAAAUAUACUACCAAUUAAUAAUAUGAUGAUCAAAUUAGAAGCAAUGCGAUACGACAAUGGAUAUAGACCGUUUUUUAUGGCCAUGAAUUUCGACUUUUGCAAGUAUAUGAAGAAUCCAAGGCAAAGAUCAAUGAUAUUUUUGAAAGAAAUACAUUCCACGUUCAUCAAUGCUUCAAACUUAAAUCAUACUUGUCCUUACAAUAAUGAUGUUUUGAUUGACAAAUUUUGGACUGGCAAUCUUGAAAAUGCGUUCUUAGGAUUACUUCCCGUACCCAAUGGAGAUUAUGCCAUCUACUCAUCGUGGUAUACUUCAAAAAUUCUUCGCUUGACAGUCAAUAUUUACUUCAAAAUAACAAACUGAAAUACUUUUUUUACGGAUAAGCAAUUAGGCGUAUGUUUUAGGCGUGUGUUUUAUUUUUAUUGUGUUUUUCUUUAUUUUAAAGUCUCGAUUUUGGCCACGCAUCGAAUUCAAUUUAUUUACUAAGAAAACCGUACUUAUUUGAGGCUUCUAUUUAUUACAUUUAGUUAACCCAAAGACGUAUUUCUCAUGCCUGUUACUUUUUACUAAAAUAUUUAUAAUAAGCACAAUUUUACCUCUAUUUUUAUUAUUUGAUUUUUGUUAAUCAAAAAUCAGUUAAAUGACAUAAUUGACUU